This is a messenger RNA of Thyridium curvatum, 1371 nucleotides long. RefSeq lists its product as uncharacterized. The transcript is spliced from 5 exons. The record is from RefSeq and is a predicted model, not a curated record. Lineage: Eukaryota; Fungi; Ascomycota; Sordariomycetes; Thyridiales; Thyridiaceae. The coding region runs from base 1 to 1371 and encodes 456 amino acids. Gene Ontology annotation, molecular function: carboxylic ester hydrolase activity.
AUGCAACCGAGUCUUGUUGUCAAACUCUUCCGUAUCCCAGCCGUCGCCAUGCUGGGACAAGUCAUAAUUGUCGCCUUGAGUGUCUUGUCCUGCACGGCCUCCUCCCUUCAGGGCCGGACGAUCCUCCAGAAUGGCCAGGUCAAGAUCACCAACUAUCCCAACACGGCAAUCGACAAGUCCAGCCGCUCGUUCCACAGCUACCCGGCCAAUGCGUCGCAGCUGUCUUACAAAGGGAGAUGGGACUCGAGGAAGAUAUCAUGGUGGUCUCGCAUGGAGGGGAAAAGGGCACCCGGUCUGAAGUUUGGCUACACCGGCCAGACAGUCGCUGUGACUUUUGGGCCUGAGACCAUCGACACGACCCUCAUCGGCUACCGCAUCAAUGGCAUGGACUGGCAGUUCACCAACGUCACGACAGGGGGAACGCACCUCCUGGUCACCGAGUCGACACCGGGCGUCAACGAGACGCACCCAUUCGACCCGUCCGUCUUCGAGCUGCGGGUGACCAACUGGGCCUACGGAGUCCAGGUCGACCAGGUCCACGUCGCCGAGGGGCAGAGGCUCGUCAAGAUCCCCGCCUUUGGCCGGAACGUCGAGUUCAUCGGCGACAGCCUGCAGGCCGGCAUGUACACCUCGUUCGAGGGCCUGUCGAGCUUCGCGUACGCCACCGGCGCGGGGCUCGGGGGCACGGAGUACUCCGUGACGGCCUACCCGGGCAUCUGCGUGUCGGACCAGGACUGCUGGGGCAAUCCCCGGGGCCAGUCGCAUCAGUGGUUCUACGCCUCUGACACGUCGCCGCGUGCCGCGCGGAUAUGGGGAGACAAUCCCGAGCCCUGGAACUUCACCCAGCAGCAAGACGCAGACCUCGUCAUCAUCAACCUCGGCACCAACGACGCCAACUCGGCAAACAAUGUGUCCUCCGAGACAUACGUAGAGUCCUACAAGAGAUUGAUCGAGGGCGUUCACGGCGUCUGGCCAGGUGCCCAGGUGAUCAUCAUGUCCAUGUGGCAAGGAUUCUUCAAGUACGGCAACAGUUAUGGACAGGACACAGAUUUUGCCCAGGAAGUACUCGACGUCUACCGUUUCUUCAACUCGAAAGACUAUCUCGAUCGACCUGUCGCCUGGAACGGCACGACCAACUCGACCAAGAAGGCGUGCAAGCCGACGCGGCCCUUUGUGCACUACUUCAACACCACGGGCAUCUUGCAGCACAACGAUAUCGGACCCCAGUGGCAUCCGACAGAUGUCGGUGCGAUCAAGGUGGCAAGCCAUCUGAUCCGGUAUAUCAACCUCAAGUUCGGCUGGGAUCUCUAUGCCAACGGGCCAGAGGUUCUUCACGACACUCUGUACUGGAACGACGAGUCGGCCUAUUGA